AUGAAGACCAACCCUGUGGGCUCCUCGCUAGAAACCUGUCAGGCUGCAGGCCAGGGCGAGAAGGGCUGCCCUGUCUGCCAGGCCUGCGGGGGCGCCUCAGGCCUCGGGUCUGCUUCAGGAUUCGGGUCAGGCCUCGGGCCAGGACCUGGAGUGGUUCCGGGCUCUGGGCUGGCUCCUGGAGCUAUUCCAGGCCCUGGGUCUGGGCCUAGUGCUUCUCCAGGGUCUGGGCCAGGACAUGCAGCUGUUUCUGUGACUGAGCUGGGAGCUGGUACUGCUUCAGGACCUACAGCUGCUCUGGGACCUACACUAGGAGCAGGAUCAUUACCUGGACCAGAAGCUAGGUCUGGACCCAGGCCAGGAUCCAAGUCAGUACCUGGGCCAGUGCCUCAGCCAGGAGCUGGGCCAGUGCCUCAGCCAGGAGCUGGGCCAGUACCUCAGCCAGGAGCUGGGCCAGUGCCUCAGCCAGGAGCUGGGCCAGUACCUCAGCCAGGAGCUGGGCCAGUGCCUCAGCCAGGAGCUGGGCCAGUACCUCAGCCAGGAGCUGGGCCAGUGCCUCAGCCAGUAAGUGAGUCAGGACCUAGGCCAGGAGCUACACCAUUACCUGGGCUAGGGCUAGGGCCUGGAACCAGACGAGGCUCUGGGACUGGCUCUAACCCCAGUGAAUCUAUGAGAACCCCAGUACCAGCUCUACAGCAGAAGACUCAAGCCAAACCCGCACAGGCUCCCAGACAGAAGGUUCUGGUGACUGGAGGAGGAGGUUACCUGGGCUUCAGCCUGGGUUCCAGCCUAGCCAAGAGAGGCACUUCUGUCAUCCUGCUUGACCUCCGCAGACCCCAGUGGCCACUACCCUCGGGGACCGAGUUUAUCCAGGCUGAUGUCCGAGAUGAAGAAGCCCUGUACCAAGCCUUCCAGGGCGUGGACUGUGUCUUUCACGUGGCCUCCUAUGGCAUGUCUGGGGCUGAGAAGCUACAAAAACAGCAGAUUGAGUCUAUAAAUGUCGGAGGCACCAAACUAGUUAUUAAUGUUUGUGUCCGUCGGCGGAUUCCAAGGCUUGUGUACACCAGCACAGUCAACGUGACCUUCGGUGGGAAGCCUGUUGAGCAGGGCGAUGAGGACUCCAUCCCAUACUUCCCCCUGGACAAGCAUAUGGACCACUACUCUCGAACCAAAGCCAUUGCUGACCAGCUGACUCUCAUGGCCAAUGGGACACCUCUCCUAGGAGGAGGCACUCUCCGCACCUGUGUGCUCCGUCCCCCAGGGAUCUAUGGUCCUGAAGAACAGAGGCACCUACCCCGCGUGGCGAGCCACAUCAAGAAGAGACUGUUCAUGUUCCGGUUUGGGGACCGCAGGACUCGCAUGAACUGGGUCCAUGUGCAGAAUCUGGUGCAGGCACAUAUCCUGGCAGCUGAGGCACUCACCAUGGCUAAGGGCUACGUGGCUAGUGGGCAGGCUUACUACAUUAAUGAUGGGGAGAGCGUCAAUCUCUUUGAGUGGAUGGCCCCACUGUUUGAGAAGCUGGGGUACAGUCAGCCCUGGAUCCAGGUGCCGACUUCCUGUGUUUAUCUGACAGCUGCAGUUAUGGAGUACCUGCACCUGGCACUGAGGCCCAUCUGUACCAUUCCCCCACUACUCACCCGCAGUGAGGUGCUCAGCGUGGCCGUGACUCACACCUUCCAGAUUGCCAAGGCCCGCACUCAGCUUGGCUACGCGCCGGACAAGUUCAGCUUCGCCGACGCAGUGGAGCAAUAUGUGCAGGCCACGACCCCUCAGCCCGGUGGCUUCACCGUGCAGUGGCUCCUGCGGCUGCUGCUCCUGCUGCUGCUCGUCCUGCUCGUCCUGGCCUUGCACUUCGUGGGGCUGCAGCCAUUGCAAGCGGCAGUGCAGCGUCUCUGA
Acomys russatus (golden spiny mouse) is the source of this 1893-nucleotide messenger RNA. It is a transcript of the gene Sdr42e2, whose product is annotated as short chain dehydrogenase/reductase family 42E, member 2. NCBI's taxonomy places the organism in Eukaryota, Metazoa, Chordata, Mammalia, Rodentia, Muridae. The transcript has 11 exons. Gene Ontology annotation, biological process: steroid biosynthetic process. The record is from RefSeq and is a predicted model, not a curated record. Gene Ontology annotation, molecular function: 3-beta-hydroxy-Delta5-steroid dehydrogenase (NAD+) activity. The coding region runs from base 1 to 1893 and encodes 630 amino acids.